CUGGAACCUGCAUGGCAAAUUGUAAUUACUGUCUCAAACGAGGUUUUGAAAAGUUUAGGCGUAAUGUGCGAUAGCAAAUCUCGAAGAGGUUAUGCGGUAAACAUUCUCAAAAAGUCAGAAAACGGAAACUGGGAUCCUGACGAGGAAGUACUACAGAAGAUCUUGAUGUCUGAGAAAGUGAAAGACAAAAAGGUAAUGGUACUGAGUAUAGCGGGGCCGUCGCGUAGUGGAAAAAGCUUCCUGUUAAAUUUUUUACUCGAAGCCGCUAGCGCAGUUGAGCAGGGACGUUCUUGUGAAGGGAUGAUGGAAUUAACAAACCUUGCUUCUGGAUUUAGUUGGAGAGGAGGAUCGACCAGGGAAACGUCAGGUAUAACUAUGUGGUCUAAACCUUUUUUGCUGAGAAGUGUAGAAGGUGAAGAAAUUGCUGUCUUAUUGAUAGACACUGAAGGCUUCUUUGACGCUCAGUCCACUUCAGCAGAUUGUGCAAGAAUUUUUGGAUUAUCAAACCUGAUAUCUUCAAUUCAGAUUUACAACCUUAGUAGAGGACUUCAACUAGACUUUCUUAAGCAAGUUGAAAUUUUUGGAGAAUACGGAUCAUAUGCGAAAACAGAAAAAAAGGCAAAACCGUUCCAGCAGUCAUCGCCAGAGAUCCAAGAGACGUGUAAGAAUAUAGAACAGUGUUUUGAAUCCUCUUCCUGUUUCUUAAUGCCGUAUCCGGGUCGUGAUGUCGCUGAAGCUGAAGAGUGUACUAGCUCUAUAGUUAUUGAUAAGGAGUUCUUGAUAAGAACUGAAUCUCUGGUAAAUGAAUUAUUUUCUGGCAAAUAUUUAAAAGUGAAGGAGGUAGCUGGCUGUAAAGUGACCUGCAAAGAAUUGUUCAAAUUUUUCAUCGCAUUCACAGAUUUGUUCAACUCUAACACUGUACCACCACCAAAAGCACUGUUUGAGCUAAUCGGAGAGGUCUUAUUCGAAGAAAUUUUUCAUCAGUGCAAAGAAAUGUAUGAUACAGAAAUAGCCAAGUUUUUGAAACAACGAGAAGAAGGUGACGCUAAUGCAGACUUACAAAAACUCUACGUCAUGUACACAAAGGGGCUGAACGAGAAACGCGCUUUUGAAUUACAAGCUGAGUUUCAAAAAUUGUAUGGCAGAGCAACGUCUAGUAUUACUGCGAAAUUUAAAACGUGGUUAAGUGAUACAGGUUUUGAAGCCUUCGAAAACUAUUGUCAGAAACUUCAAGUUCACUUUGAGAGUGAAUAUACUAAGAUAAAAUCAACUAUAAAUCGAAAUGGGGCAACAGUUCAAAGAGCUGCGGACCUUGUCAACGGCUAUAAUAAAUAUUAUAGUAAACAGAUUCAAAAAGUAACUUUUGUUUAA
Molecule: messenger RNA, 1371 nt
Organism: Enterobius vermicularis (human pinworm)
Lineage: Eukaryota; Metazoa; Nematoda; Chromadorea; Rhabditida; Oxyuridae
Source: the annotation of a GenBank genome assembly